This is a messenger RNA of Penicillium waksmanii, 1293 nucleotides long. RefSeq lists its product as uncharacterized. The transcript has 2 exons. Lineage: Eukaryota; Fungi; Ascomycota; Eurotiomycetes; Eurotiales; Aspergillaceae. The coding region runs from base 1 to 1293 and encodes 430 amino acids. The record is from RefSeq and is a predicted model, not a curated record.
AUGCGUUUGGAGAGCUUGCUUUUCUUGGCUGCAACCUGCAUCGCAGCUUCCACGGAUGGCUUCAAUGCUGAGGACAUUGUCACUCGCGACGUAUGCAUCCUCGGAGGUGGUGCUACAGGUACCUAUGCUGCCAUUCAGCUAAGAGAGAAGGGCCACAGUGUUGCCCUGGGAUAUUUCAACAACGACAUCACCAAGAACUUUUUCAGCCAGCUCAACGUUGACUAUGAAGCUCUGUUGCCGGGAUCAAUCAUCAUUGAAAAUGUGAACUUCAACACAGGAAAGCGAGUGCUUCCUGGAAAUGAGCUCCUAGGUACUAUCGCGGGUGCUACCCUGUACCGCGCCGCGAUCGAGCAGUUUAACUACCUGUCAACGGGGGCCUAUUACCUCCCAGACAAAGUCCCGGAGGCUCUCCUCCGUCCAUUCCACGAAUUCGUGGAAGAACAUGCCCUUCAAGGUGCGAUGGAUGUCAUCUUCAUGUUCGCUGAGAAUGUGGGUGAUAUCCUGAAUGCUCCUUUGCUAUAUGUGAUCCAGAAUUUUGGUAUCACACACAUCGACGCGCUGUUGGGAGGGGGAUACAUCCGACCAAAGAAUGGCACAGGCCAAUUGUUUAACAAGGCCGCGAACUAUGUCGCCAAGGAGAACAUUUUCUAUGAGACCACGGUUUCUCAGGCGAAGCGCAAUUCUACUGGGGUCGAAAUGAUCGUCAAGAAUGCUGAUGGAACCCGGAAACUCAUCAAAGCGAAGAAGCUACUCAUUACCUUCCCUCCCACGGCCUCCAGUCUGAGCGGGUUUGAUCUUCGUUCAGAAGAGUCAACUCUUUUCUCAAAAUGGAACCACAAGAGCUACUACGCCGCGGCUAUUACCAACACUGGUCUCCCCGACGGCAUCAACGUCGCUAACACCAAUCCAGAAAACCAGCCCGGUAGUCUUCCGUUGCCUCCCUUUCAAUGGCAAAUGGAGUAUUCCGGUGUGCCCGGUUAUUUCAUGAGCAAAAUUGUGGCCGACAGCAAUUUUACCGCUGAAGACGCGAAAGAGCUGAUUCGAUCCGACCUGAAGCGUAUGGGCAAGACAGGCGUAUAUCCGACAAAAGAGCCCGAAAUUGCAGCCUUCGCUUCCCACUCACCUGAAACCCUUAUUGUUUCCACAGAUGAUGUGAGAAAUGGAUUUUACAAGAAACUGUACGCUCUACAGGGACAGCAAAGCACCUUUUACUCCGGCUACGCAUUUUGUACAGACUAUUCCACUCCUUUGUGGAACUAUACUAGCAGUGUGUUGGAUAUGAUGGAUCUAUGA